This is a messenger RNA of Varroa destructor (honeybee mite), 5560 nucleotides long. RefSeq lists its product as uncharacterized. Lineage: Eukaryota; Metazoa; Arthropoda; Arachnida; Mesostigmata; Varroidae. The record is from RefSeq and is a predicted model, not a curated record.
AGUAGUGGUGGUGCUAGUAGCAGCAGCAUUCGUUCUUCAGCCAACGUCACUUUCAGCGUUGCAGUAGCAGUGCCGUGUUGGCUGACUCUCCACCUUUCUUGCGCUCUCCACGUUUUUCGCGCAGCCACUUCUCUUUCUCUCGCUCUACAAACCUAUCUACCUACCUCCCUCCCUCCCUCCCUCCCUCCCUUUCUCCCUCUAGUGGUGGCUCUAUUCUCUCCUUCUCGCCCACCCCCUCUCCCUCUGGCUCUUUUCGCUUCGGUACUUUGGGUCUGUCUUCCUAUCCUGCUCUACUCAGGCGUUCUUCUUUCACCCUUCGUACUCUGCUUUCCUAUUAUUUCUCGCCGCCUCUCUUCCUCUAUCGUCCUCUCUCUCUGUCUCCAUUUUCUUUUGCAUCGGUGGAUUUCUUGCAACGCCUGGGUUUCGUUCUCUCGCUCUCUUCUUGCCCGGCCGUAGCCGCCGCAGCCGCCGCCGCCGCCGCUGCCCUCGACGUCUGAGCCAACAAGCAUGCGUGCUAUGUCAGCUACGUCGGCUGCUCUGCCACGGCUGUCAUACAGCAACACCCAACGACGACUAGCACCAUGACGACCACUCCGUCCGCAUCGACGUCGCUGUCGUUGCCGCUACCGCCACCGCCGCCAUCACUAUUGUCCACGGUGUUUUUCUCUUUUGCUGCUUUUUACUUCUCUUUUUCUAUUGCUGCCAAAGAGAGCCAUGCCUCUGGUUUUCAUAUCGCCCCCUUCCCUUUCUCUCUCCCGCUCUUGCUCAUCGUUCGCGGUUCGUGUCCUAACAGAGCGAUGCUGCCCAGUUCAGUAGCAGUACGGGUUCGGUAGCAUCGCCGGUUCGUUCGUUUACUGGCAAGCAGUGAGCAGCAGCAGCAGCAGCUCCAUCCGUCCGUCCGUCCGUCCGUUCGUUCCUAUGUCCUCCCUCUAGCGCGCCACUCGUUUCAUUCGAUCGGCGGAUGAACGACGGGCUUGGCUUGGCUUGGCACAAGCCCACCAGCCCAGCAAAGAAACGACCGACCCACCGACCGACCGACAAAGCUGCAGCAGCAGCUGCAAUAGUUCUCUUUUGUGCCCAUUCGCUAAUGCCAUCGGUGCGGUAGAGCAGUAGGGGCGGACGCGGCAGCAGAGGACGCUCUCUCCUCUCCCUUUUGGCUCUUGUUCCGCUGCUUCUGCUGCCGCCGUCGCCACCUCCCGCUUUCGUUCCCGGCGGCAACGACCAUCGCUCAGACGGCAGCAACCCGACGGCAGGGGCCAGCCGCAGCGGCAGCCAUUGUCUCUACCGGGUCAUUCGCUCUGCCUCCGCAAAUCGUACAAGUAGUGCUAUCGGGAGCGUCGGCAGCUAACUGCUGCUGUUGCUGCCGCCGCCGCCGCCGCCGCUGCUGCGGAUGAUGCUUAGAGAUGAGAGAAAAAGGGGAGAGAGCAGGAGGGUUAGCACGAUCUUCAUGCUGGUGGCAGUAGAGGAUAUCGUGUUGGCUGGCCGACUCUGCUGCCGCAGGACUGCUACGGCGACGAGUGUCUAUAUGGCAGUGGCUGCAACGCACUGUUUCACUCUCUUUGCUGGCAGCAGCAGCAGCAGCGGCGGCGCUGGCAGCAGCGGCGGCAGCAGCAGCAGCAGCAGCGGCGGCCACGGCCGCAGCAGCCAGAGUCGCUCGCUCGCUCGCUCACUCACCCACUCACUUGCUCAGUCGCCGGUCGUGAUCAUCGUCGUCGUCGUCGUCGUCAUCAUCGUCGUCACAGUCGCUCGCACACUCCUUCUAUUUGACCGCUCACUCGCAAGCGGCCAAGAGCAGCAGCAGCAGCAGCAGGCAGGCAGCUCGCUCGCUAGCUUCGCUCAUCGCCAUCGUCGUCGCCGUUCGCUCGUCCGUCUGUUCGCUCGCUGCCACUACGACAACUAGUAAUAGUGGCAUUAUUACUAUUACGAAAGCUCGCUCCGAACCAGCAGCACCAAAACUGAGGUGCCAGGAGCAGCGGCAGCAGCCAGCCAACGCUGUUGGUGUUGGCAGCCGCCCUGGCGGCCGCUUCAAGCGAACGGCAGCAUCGCGUCAACGAGACCAGGAAGGAAAAAGGAAGAGACGAGGACAACAAACUACGAGCAGGGAAAAACAAAAGACAAAAGUACGCCGACGAGGACUAACUAGAAAUCACAGCAUUGGCUAAAAGACGACGAAUACGACGAAGUAAAUGGCCGGAGUGAGAGUGGCCACCGAGUGAGUGAGUCAAUGAGUGAGUCAGUGAGUGGUGGUGAUCCUGUGCGAAGCGAAGUGUCUGUGCAGCUGUGGACGGAAGGCGGCCUAGAGCCUGCCUGCCUGCCUGCCUUCCGUAAGCAAAAUCCUCUAACCUGACUCGGUUCGAUUUCAAUCUCUAUCGCAGGACACAGACAUCAUCGGCAUUGGCAGCAGCAGCAGCAGCAGCAGCAGCAGUAAUAGUAAUAGUGGUAGUAGUAGUAGAAGCGCUCGUGGUGACGGCGGCGCAUUCGUGUGCUGUUAAGUGAGGAACAGCAGCAGCAGCAACAACAACAACAGCAGCAGUCGCGACAACGACAACAAAAGCCACCACAAGCACAACAUAAAGAACAACAGGAUACAAUUCGUUCUCCUCAAGAGGUGCAGGACAGUACAGAAAAAAAAAGUCGUUUCUACUUGUCAUGUCCGGAAGAAGGCUGUAAAAAUUGAGCGACGCAUAGAUUGCACAGCCUGUAUUGCCUCAGCAUCGUGAACCCCACCCUCCGGCAGAUUUCCCCUAAGGAGACGAACACUAAAGGAAGGAAUAUCGUGCCGGCGGGGCUACUGUGUGCGUGAAUCGAAUUUGAUGAUCCAUACAAUUUACUAGUAAUGAUAAUCUGAAGAAAGAGAAACAACCGCUAGGCCAAGAUCAGUAACAUCCGUGUCCGCAUUCUGGUGUACGACGACGACGACGACGACGACGACGACGACGACGACGACGACGACAACAACAACAACAACAACAACAACAAUGAUGAUAAUAACGACAACGAUUAGAGUGUGAUCUGUGUGGUAACGGGAAAAGAGUGCGCCCAUCUGUAUUUCGCACAGAAGCCGAUCAAGCGACUGCCUCCUGACCAAGAAUCGGGUGCCAUUAAACAGCAGUACACAUUGCGUUGUCUAGGCUUUAAUUUUCAUUGACUACGACAGAACCACUACGUCGCCUGCUAGGAAUUGACAGUUCCACUCGCUGCCUGCCAGCUCCUUAAACAAAGGGGGAGGAAACAAUUAAACAGCAGCAACGAGCACCUACAAAUAUCAUGUCGUCAUGGAUCGUCCAGGGGAUUUACCCCCAUAUGAUGAUCAUUCCUCCAGCGGGAAGUCAAGGUGCUGCUACGCACGGCGGACUUCCGCUUCCUCCUCAGGCGCCCGGAGCUCCCCAGCAGAAUCAGGGGGGUCCCACAGGGCUCCCGCCUGGACCUCCCGGAGGCCCUGGCCUCAACGGGCAAGAACAACAGCCCGCCAACCAGCAGGACCCAAACCCAUUCGCCGCGGCAUCGGCUAGCGCAACGGGUGGUGGCUUUGUCGGCGGCGGGACAAGUACUACCGGGGCAGCUGCUGGGGGUGGCUCAAAAAAGGGGCCUCAGACCGGCGCCCCCGGGGGGUCGGGUGACAACGCUGGGGGCACAGCAGCGAGUGGAAGCGGUGGAGGCAGAGGUAGCACAGGGAGCGGACCAGGUCGGGGAAAACGUGGUGGAGUACCCGACGGAAAGUUCAAGUGUGACCUCUGUCCCUAUGCGACCAACAAGGACUGGCACCUGCGACAGCACGAGGUUUCCCACUCCGACGAAAAGAAUUUUACCUGUGAACAUUGUGGUAGCGGGUUCAACCGAAAGGGCAACCUGAAACGCCAUAUGAUGAUCGUGCAUGAGGGUGUGCGAUAUUCGUGCACGGUGUGCGGUAAGCAGCUCACCUCUGAUGCUCACCUUCGCUCGCACAUGAGUCGGCAUUCACAACCCUGGGAGCUCACUUCGGAAGGGCAUCUUCGGUCAAACACAACGACACCAACAUCAACAGCUGUCGUUGCCCGAACGCCGUGGGAGUACAUGUUGGAACCUCGGCCACGCGCCUCGCACAAAGGAGUCAAAGAUGGCCGCUUCAAGUGCGGGCAGUGCGACUACUCGACCAACAACGAGUACCACAUGAAGCAGCACGGAGUCGUGCACUCACAGGACAAGCCUUUCGUGUGUGAUGCGUGCGGCGAGGCGUUCAACCGCAAGGGAAACCUCCAGCGGCACAAGGCCAUUCUGCAUGCGGGUCUUCGUUAUCCAUGUAACGUUUGCGAUAAGCAGUUCCACUCCGACUGUGCCCGGCGCAAACACGUCGCCAAGCACUACCGGGAGAUGCGUCUGCUGCCAUCGGCCACAACCCCGCAGUCGAUGGCGUGCUCCGUGCAGAGCCUGGCAGGAGGCCAGGAACUUAAUAUCUUGCCGCUGAAGGCCGCCCAGCCGCUGAUCGGCCACGCUCCCACGUGUCCCCCAGUAUCUCCUUUCCGACCCCUUCCUCCCGGGGCGACUCAGGCCCCACCUCCGCCCCUUGCAGCUCACCCUCCUAAUAACGCUCCCGCGUCCAACGACGACUUCAAGCUCACAGCGGCCUCUGGCGACUUCAAGCUCGCGGCGGCGACCAAGAGCAUGGAAUUGCUACAGGGCGUAACUUCUGGGCAGAAUUCGGGGCAGGCACAAAGUACAGCGGCCUCAUCGGCGGCUGCGGUUCAGGCCGCUGCUGCUGCGGCGGCCGCCGCAUCGUCUGGGACCGUGGUGCCAUAUGGUGGCGGUGUAUCGGUGCCGGGCGCGGGCGCAAUGGGCCCCUCUAGCGGGGCUGCUCCACCCGCCCCCCAACCGCCAGGACCGCCCAGGGCGCCGCUUAAGGAUGGCCGCUACCGGUGUUCACAGUGCGACUACACAACAAACAAGGACUGGCACCUGAAGCAGCACGAGGCGUCGCAUUCGGGCGACAAGCCGUUCAACUGCGAUGUGUGCGGAGCCAGCUUCAAUCGGAAGGGCAACUUGAAAAGGCAUCGGAAUAUCAUCCAUGAGGGAAUUCGAUAUCCAUGUCUGGUGUGCGACAAGCAGCUGACGACCGAUAGCCACCUGCGCGCGCACAUGAACAAACACAACGGCUACAAACCAUACAAAUGCCAGUUCUGCGAGGCCACCUUCUACCGGAGCGACAAGUGUCGGCAGCACGAGCGGAAGAACCACCUUAACAAUGCUGUAGUGCCAGCCACUAAACAGUAAACAGAAAAACAAACGAUGAAAUACAAUAGAAUAAAAAAAGGGAAUUAUCAACAAACUCCUUCAGUGGCACAACAACAAAACACAACACAAAACAGCUACCAGCCGAAACGAUUUCAUCGCGUAAGCUAACAAAACAACCGAACAUUGAAGAGAGAGAUCAGGCAAAGUAAGGAAAGGGCAAAAGUAAGAAGAGGUACACUUCGCUCAUCGAAAACGAACACCUCGAGUACAACAACUCUCUACCUCAAUUGAAGACCAAUUCCUGCUUAGACGUUAUCAUAAAUGAGACGGAGAACGGAAAUGAUUAGUAACA